Messenger RNA from Colletotrichum navitas, 1035 nucleotides. RefSeq lists its product as uncharacterized. Bases 239 to 832 code for a protein of 197 amino acids. The record is from RefSeq and is a predicted model, not a curated record. The transcript has a single exon. NCBI's taxonomy places the organism in Eukaryota, Fungi, Ascomycota, Sordariomycetes, Glomerellales, Glomerellaceae.
GUGGUACAUCAUCACCUCCCUCGCCACGACCAUCAGGGCCCCCCUCGCUAGCCCAUUUUUAUCUUUUUAUUUCUCGGACAAAAACCUUCAUCCGGUUUCUAGUCUUUGUUACCGACAACCCGUGUCUGACCUGCAGCCCUCGCCGCCAACAUUGCAAGCUCUCUCCUUUUCUUCCUCGCCGACCACAGCGCCAGCAGCAGCAGCAACAACAAUCAGCAGCAACAACAGCAACCACAACAUGGUUACUGCCACUCGUCUGCUAACAGAGGUGUCCUACCUAGUCGCACACGUCAUCCUCCCCUUCUCAGACGAACAAUUCUAUCUCAUACCCUUCCGAGACCGGAUCAAGGCCUCCAGACCUGGGUACACUUCUGCCAAAGAGGGAAUUUUCAGCUCAAGUCCCAGCCUCCGAUCCCCAAUCCAACUAUGCAGGCGACCAAGGGCCCUCCGCGGCAGACAAACCGUACCCCGACGUCUUGACUGUCCGUUUCGCGUCAGCCUUUAUCCGCCACGCACUGCCUUGGCUACCUUCACGGGAUGGCCUCAACGAGUUGGUGGCCAGUCUCGAGCUCGUAGCAGGCUGCGAAGUCCAGAUCGGCGGCCUUAUCGAGGGAGGGCCUUGCAGUCCGCGCUGAGUCGCACGCGCUUCUGCGAGUCGAUGAAGCUCAUUUCGCGCAUUGUGGCGAGACGCCCCUCUGCCCCGGGAAGCGUUUCUAUCUUUCACUCCAUGUCUCGCUCCUUCUUUCAUUGCUCCUUCCAAGAUAGGGGUUAUUAUCUUUGGAAGAACUCCAGCCUUCCUUCAUCUCGAUUGCUUGAAGAUGUAAUACCUUGACUCAUCGGACUUCUGGUGGCCCAAAUGGAUGAGUACAUGCUAGUAAUGAAGCUAACAUGAUGUCAAUUGACUCACUGCAGAAGAAUGACUACAUACCUUGAUACGUGAAUGGAUGUCUCUGAGGACGGGAGGCACGGGUAUCGUUCAGCUUGUGGUAGAUGAUAGGGUUCGGAAUCCCCGUUUCGGUCGUCAAAUCAUGUAUC